AACUUGAGAAACUUUAUUGGCCUAUUUCGCUGUUUGUUAUUUUACCGUUCAAUUAUUAUUAUUAUGUUUAUCAUUUUCUUCAUCAUUGCCAACUCUCCAGUACAAACUCUUGGAGAAUAUAUGAGAGUUCACCGCGAAGUAGUAGCGAUAUUCCCCAAAUCGGCCAUCAAGACCCGUUUCUCUGUCCCUGAGUGGCUGUUGAAAUCUCCCUCACCUGCCCGCGUCUCACCAGCAAUCAGCCUCAUUGCGACGAGCCCCCAACUCUACUUACACGAGGGUAUCCAUCUGUUUUAGCUGCGCUGAGGCUCAUCUCCGCCAAUAAAAACAUCAUGUCUUCUGUCCAACCCGAUAUCUCAAAGAUAUUUGUCAACUAUCUGCGGAACUCUCGGCAGUUGAGUUGUCCCAUCUGCCAGGUAGAUGUGAAGCCACCCACGUUUGAUGGAUUCAAACAGCAUGUCCAAAAUAGUGCCGAGAAGCACCCCACGGAAGAAAAGGCCAUUCUGGAAGCUUUCCAGAAGAUGAAGCUCAGCUCAUCCAAGCCUCAACCCCAGCCUGCAUCUGCCAUUGAUAAUGAUCCUCAAAAUAGAAGAUCAAGAAAAAGAUCCGGAGGUGCAGCCGCCCUGGAUCGACCAGACGACCAGCAGACUCCGGAUCAUAGUCACUUAAAUGUCAAUGAAAACUCCGAUAAUGAAGGUCCCAAUAAGAAGGUUUGCUCUCCCCGUAACUCGCCCCCGCCUACUACAUCUACGCCAAAUAGGCGGGGUCGUGGGAGGCAACAAGCCGACAACAAAGAGUUUGAUCGCGGGACCAAAGGCUCAAGCACACGUCAACUCUGGAAUCCAAGCAGCGCUGGCCUACCUAGACCUUCUCAGCUCAAGGCACAACCACUAGGCCAUCGAUCAAGACCGUUGCCUCGAGCCAAGAUAACUCAGCAUGAGGCGGAGGAGCCUGAUCCAGAGCCUGGCCCAGCAGUUGAGACUGAGGCUGACAAUUCCUAUACUGAGGAUCCCUCUGUAUCCCAGCUAAUUCGUCAACCGGAAACCAGGCCAAUAUCUCAAGAACAGCUUGUUGCUGAAGUUAAAGGCAUUUAUGCUGGCCUUGUCAUGGUAGAAAGCAAGUGUAUUGAGGUUGACAAUGCUCAAUCAGCAAACAAAGAUUCACCCCAGCAGCUUAACAACGAGCAGUGGCAGGCACUAAUUGCUCUUCAUCGUACGCUUCUUCACGAGCAUCAUGACUUUUUCCUGGCCAGUCAGCAUCCGUCUGCCAGCCCAGCACUUCGACGGCUUGCCUCUAAGUAUGCCAUGCCGGCAAGAAUGUGGCGACAUGGAAUCCAUUCGUUCCUGGAACUCUUAAGACACAGAUUGCCGCUAUCACUAGAGCACAUGCUCACUUUCAUUUAUAUUGCGUACAGCAUGAUGGCUCUUCUUUACGAGACUGUCCCUGCAUUCGAAGAUACUUGGAUUGAGUGUCUCGGAGAUCUAGGCAGAUAUCGCAUGGCCAUUGAAGACGAUGAUAUUAGAGACCGAGAAACAUGGACAGCCGUGUCUCGGUACUGGUAUUCAAAGGCAUCGGAUAAGCUACCGACCACUGGUCGACUCUAUCACCACCUAGCUAUACUCGCGCGUCCCAACGCGCUUCAGCAGACAUAUUACUAUACAAAGUCGCUGUGUGUCCCUAUCCCGUUCCUUAGUGCCAGGGAGAGCGUCAUGACUCUGUUUGACCCAGUCUUGAGCUCGUGCCCGCCUCGGCUAGAAUUAAUCGAUCUUGCUUUUGUGCGAAUCCUAGCAAUUUUUUUCUCUGGGAAAGAAAAGAAUCAGCUAGGAAACGCCGCUAAACAAUUCUUGAGUCUCUUGGAUGGACACAUCGCUAGAAUAACAAAAAGCUGGCUAGAAGCAGGAUACUAUAUGGGCAUAUCAAUAACCUGCUCUCUCCUUGGCUUCGGUAACGAUUCAAAUGUCCUAAAACACGCUAUUGUCCCCAAACAGUCUGAUGACAUGGACACUGCUGGAGAAUCUAUUACUCCGGAGGCCAUUCCCACAGACACUUUUCACCAAUCGCUUUCUUUGGCUGUGCAAACACUCGAGAUAGUAAUUCAGCGGUGGGGGGAUAUGAAUAUACUACCCUUCCUCCACACGCAAAUGGUGUUCAUCCACCAUUUGUCUAAAUUUCCUGCUGCGAUGAAAUUCAUUCAACAUAAAUAUCCCUGGAAGCUAAUUGCAACGAUGCUGAACUACUUGAAGCAGUCUUGCAAGUUUGAGCCUCGGAUGGAUAGCACAGUAUUCCCUGGAGCUGAGAACCAGGACCAUUACCGACCACUCCCAGAAGACUACGCCAUGCGCGGACUAAUUUACACUGAAGAGUACUUCCCACUGAAGUGGUUUUCCGGCGAAGCCGUUGAAGAAGAUGAAAAAUACUUUGAGCAAGCGUCCAUGGUGGACGCCCGAAAGGAAAGAAUACUAUGGAUUGGGAGGCAGAUUGCUUCCCUCGGCCAAUGGCUACUAUGGGAUUCAGAGAGCGCCAAAUUCACUGUAGCAGACGAGUAUGACAUUGACUUUACAGCGAAAACACCUGAAGCCGGUGCCAGGGAGAUUGUAAGUCUCGGAGCCGGCUCACAAGGCGCAGACGCUUCUCAGCCAUCAAAUUGAAACCUCCCCAUAAAGCAUUAAUAGACUGCAUAAAUGGGCGCUGGUGGCUUUUUGAUUUUGAAUAGAGGGCGCCUGGCGCACAGGAUUAGAGAAAAAAAUUGGGAUAGUAGGUAUUCUUUCUUCUUACGAUUGUUUCUUAAUAAUUUUUCAUGUACGUUGUAUGGUUCCUCCUUACAUAGUCAAUUAUAAGUACAUAUCG
This is a messenger RNA of Trichoderma virens Gv29-8, 2844 nucleotides long. RefSeq lists its product as uncharacterized. Bases 330 to 2645 code for a protein of 771 amino acids. Gene Ontology annotation, cellular component: telomerase holoenzyme complex. The transcript is spliced from 4 exons. NCBI's taxonomy places the organism in Eukaryota, Fungi, Ascomycota, Sordariomycetes, Hypocreales, Hypocreaceae. Gene Ontology annotation, molecular function: protein binding; telomeric repeat DNA binding; telomerase RNA binding. Gene Ontology annotation, biological process: nuclear-transcribed mRNA catabolic process, nonsense-mediated decay. The record is from RefSeq and is a predicted model, not a curated record.